AUGAAGGCGGCGCCAGACAUCGGGGGACGGGGCGCCGUUAUGGUUCUCAUCGUCAGGGCCUUCGUCACCCUCUGCCUGGCCAUCUUCUACCUCGUCGUCGGCCGCACCAACCAAGACCGACAGGCCUUCAACCCGAUCGACCGGUUCGCCCGCAAGCACGUGUCCGAGCCGGCGCGCCGUCUCACGUUCCGGCUCGGCAUGGACCCGGACCUGCAUUCGUUGGUGGCGUACGACCUCGUCAACACCUUCAGCGACCUCCAGCUCGUGACGGGCCUCGUGGUCCUUGUGGGCGGCAUCAAGGAGUUAGGCGACGGCUCUGCGCUCGGCAAGCCGAAAACAGGAAGUCCCUGGGGGAUGAUGGUGAUCAACAUGACGCUCAUGCCGUACUGCUACGCCGUGCAGAUCUUCCUCAGCUGGCGCACCGGGCGUCUCUGGUGGAUGGACUACGUAAGGGCCCGCUUCAUCGACAGCAAGGGCCAACCGGUCGACGUCCUGGGCCCGGAGGCCGUCUUCAGGAGGUGGACCGAGAACAGGGCCCAGCUGGUGUCGCUAUUCCUGCUCAUCAUACCCUUCAUGGGGCUCUUCGAGUCCUACACGAGGCACUCGAAGGCCAUCGAGGAAUCCGACGCCAAGGAGCUGGACAGCUGCCCCUCGGAGGGGCCCUAA
This is a messenger RNA of Colletotrichum higginsianum IMI 349063, 666 nucleotides long. RefSeq lists its product as uncharacterized. The transcript has 3 exons. The record is from RefSeq and is a predicted model, not a curated record. The coding region runs from base 1 to 666 and encodes 221 amino acids. Lineage: Eukaryota; Fungi; Ascomycota; Sordariomycetes; Glomerellales; Glomerellaceae.